CAGGUACCAUGCGUGCAAAUGUGGUCAUACUGAUCGUCGUUCUCGUCGCCCUUGGUACAGCAGGAAUACUAUGGCUGUACGCCCGGCGGUUGCAACGCAAAGUGAAAAGAGACUUGAUCGUGCUCAGGGCAGAGUCACAAAGGCAACAGCAAAUCCAACAGGCUGCCCAGGCUGCCCAGGCUUCUCGUGCAUCGUCUAGAAGUCGCACCAAAGGCAGGGGAGAUGGACAGGGAAGAAAGCACACCCCCUCUCAUGGGUCUCGAAACAGACAGCCAACCCAACGGAAAGGAAAACAGCCAAAACAAGGGAAGAAUGAAGAUGCGCAAGCCACGAACGAUUCGGGACGUGCUGGGUCUAGGAAGGCAUCUGGGUCUGGGUCCACCCAACCUCCCAAGCAGGACAGUUGGGGCAGUACGGAAAUCCCGGGGGUAGAGCAACCACAAGAACAUCACCAGGGCCAGGACGAGUGGGCUACAGCGGGAAAUGCAAAGGAAGAUAAUGCGGGAGAAUGGACGAACAACGCGGCUACGGGAACCGUCGAGGCGGGGGAUGAUGAGUGGAAGAAUAAUAAUACUAAUACUAACAAUAAUGACACGCCGGAUGCCCCAGCGGAGACUACAUGGCCAAGUAAUAAUGACAACAACAACAACAACAACAACAACAACAGCAGCAGCAGCAACGGCAACGGCAACUGGCAAGACGAAGAAUGGGGGAACAACAAUGCUCAGAAUAAUGACCCGGGACAAGAGGGCGGUGGUGGAGCAUGGCACAGCACUGAUGGGAUGGCAGGAGAUGGACAGGAGAAGGGAAAUCUGAAUGGAGCUGGAAAUCAGGGGAGGGGGAGAUUUUGGUGA
Aspergillus ochraceoroseus IBT 24754 is the source of this 854-nucleotide messenger RNA. RefSeq lists its product as uncharacterized. Bases 9 to 854 code for a protein of 281 amino acids. The transcript has a single exon. NCBI's taxonomy places the organism in Eukaryota, Fungi, Ascomycota, Eurotiomycetes, Eurotiales, Aspergillaceae. The record is from RefSeq and is a predicted model, not a curated record.